Molecule: messenger RNA, 540 nt
Organism: Caenorhabditis angaria
Lineage: Eukaryota; Metazoa; Nematoda; Chromadorea; Rhabditida; Rhabditidae
Source: the annotation of a GenBank genome assembly
AUGUUCGAUGAGAAAAUCAAAGCUAAGAAGGAAGUUCAGAUUUUGACGGAUUUUGAAGGAACUUCUGAUGAAAAUGGGAUGAAUGCGAAGAUUAUUGGGAUUGCUCCGAUUGAUUUUAUGCUCAAGAUUUGUGCUCAAAAUUCACAGUGAGUUUUUAAACAUCAAAUUGCGUUCGAUUUGACACCAAAAAUGUGUAUGCUAAAAAAAAACCUUAAAAUCUUUAAAAAUUACAGAACAUUGAAAAAUGCUGGCAUUUCAAUCUUCUGGACUUCGAAAAACGAUCAUAUUCAACUCGAUUUUUACUUGAAUCCCAAUUUCAUAAUUGAUAACAUUUUCGAUUUUGAACAACUCGAAAAAUCGUGCAAAAAUGCUCAAAUCCUCAACAAAAUCUUCAUCGAAACAUUUACCGGAAAACCAAAACAACUUCUCAAAACAUUUUUGGAGUUUUCCAAUUUCGGCAAAUUUCGAAACAAAUCGUUUUUCGUCGCAUUUUUCGAAAUAUUUGAAGUCGGAAAUGAGAAAUCAGCGGGUUCCGAUUGA